ACACUUGUGUGAUGGGAGACUCAAUUGUCAAGUGGCCAAUGGGAUGGAAGAUUUUGCCACCUCUGCUCCAGCUGGCUCCUAUUUAAAGGGCAGCUUGUGAACUGGGGAGCAGCAUCUUGCAAGAUUGUGCCAGAAGGUAGCUCAGCGCCCAGCGGGAUGAAGGCUGCCGUGUUCCUGCUGCUCGCCCUCCUGGUGCCCGCGGGCCACACAGCGGCUCAGUGCCUCAUUGACAAUGUGGUUGAUCUGAAGGCGCAGGCAGCGAUUAGUUCCAUAGUGUCCGCCACCCUGGCCAAAGCCAAGCUACUCUGCCAGGACGUCUCGGCGCGUGGGGCACUUGUCUCCUGCCCAGCAGGGUACAAGCCCACGGGCUGCGCCUGCGGAAUGGGCUGCGGCUCCUGGGACAUUCGCACCGACUCCACCUGCCACUGCCAGUGCGCCGGCAUCGACUGGACGGCUGCACGCUGCUGCAAGAUAGGCCUGGAGUGAUGCCCAGCCCCAGCCUGGGGCACCAGAGAGCCCCACCCGGCCUGCUGCCCCCUCGCUGUGGGCCCUGGCACAGAACCAUGCUGGGCCUCUUGUGCCCAGUGCAAUGAAUAAACUUGGAUCUGGGUCUGCUGAUGCUUCUCCGGCUCAGUUCUUCCCCUGACUCCAGGUCUCUGGUACCUAGGGCCAGAGCAUGGGCAGGGGGCACAACUCUGCCUCCCUC
This is a messenger RNA of Chelonia mydas (Green sea turtle), 706 nucleotides long. RefSeq names its product resistin. NCBI's taxonomy places the organism in Eukaryota, Metazoa, Chordata, Testudines, Cheloniidae. The record is from RefSeq and is a predicted model, not a curated record. The transcript is spliced from 4 exons. Gene Ontology annotation, cellular component: extracellular region. Gene Ontology annotation, molecular function: hormone activity. The coding region runs from base 157 to 486 and encodes 109 amino acids.